Lepisosteus oculatus (spotted gar) is the source of this 4213-nucleotide messenger RNA. RefSeq names its product zinc finger, matrin-type 4b (gene zmat4b). The record is from RefSeq and is a predicted model, not a curated record. Gene Ontology annotation, molecular function: zinc ion binding; nucleic acid binding. Lineage: Eukaryota; Metazoa; Chordata; Actinopteri; Semionotiformes; Lepisosteidae. Gene Ontology annotation, cellular component: nucleus.
GAUUAUACUGUGUCACUCCAAGUGCAGCAUCAGCUAACGGUGUUUCCUACCCAUUUAUACCAGGGAUACAGUUUGGAGUUACAGUCUGCUGUGAUACACUGCCUGACACAGCAUGGCUGCCUCCUUCCUUCCCUAGAGGUAUCUCCAUUUCAGCAACUGAUAAUUGGUUCAGCUGGGACAUUAUGGUGCUUUGGGAUGCUUCGCUGCAGUGGUGAAAGUGCUCUGAAAAAAUGAAGUCUAAAGAGGUGGAUCAGGGGCUCUUCACUGACAGCUACUGCAAAGUGUGCAGCGCUCAGCUUAUCUCCGAAUCCCAGAGAGUGGCCCAUUAUGAGAGCCGAAAACAUGCAAAUAAAGUUCGCUUGUAUUACAUGCUGCAUCCGAUAGAUGGAGGAUGUCCGGCCAAGAAACUCAGGACAGACAAUGGCAGUGAGGAGGGUGAUGUGGACAAGAACAAAUGCUGCACGCUGUGUAACAUGUCUUUUACCUCGGCGGUGGUGGCACAGUCCCAUUACCAGGGCAAAAUCCAUGCCAAGAGGCUAAAACUCUUGCUGGGGGAGCAGCCGGCAAUAACUGCAAAAGAGGUGCCCCCAAGUCCAGUGAAGAUGCUCCCCGAGACUUCACCUGUCACCUCACCCCGACAGAGGAGGGACUCGGACAGGUACUGCCAGCUCUGCAAUGCCUGGUUCAAUAACCCUGGAAUGGCACAGCAGCAUUACGAUGGCAAGAAACACAAGAAGAAUGCAGCCCGGGCAGAUCUGCUGGAACAGCUGGGCAAGACACUGGAUGUCAGAGAGCUCAAAGGAUUAAAACGCAGUUAUACCUGUGAAGUCUGCAGCGUCACGUUGAACUCUGUAGCACAAUAUCAUGCACAUCUCCAGGGCUCCAAGCACCAGAACAACCUGAAGAAUCAGUUGUGAGGCCUGUCAAUAUUACAAAAGAAUGAAAGGAAUUGGCUUCAGCUGCUGUCAAGCCAGACGUUUUGAAGAUCAACACAACCUUCUCUUUCUAUUUCUCUGUAUUUCUCUGUCCCUGCUGGCCAUGAAAGCUAAAGGAAGGAUUUUUACUCAACCUGCCCCCAAGGUUCCACUCCAAAAUUCCUCCUAGCCCAGAACUCCUAAGUAGCAGAGAUAAGGGAUUUGGGAGGGGGGAGGGGUAUUGUGGCCAAGCCUUUAACUCUUUUUUAAAGCCCACAGUCCUCGAUUCCCAAUCUGUCAACAGUAAGGACUGAACAGAAGAACUGGAUCGCUAGCUUGUGCAUCAGUGGAAUGCUGUACCAGAGGCCAGAAUCAGAGGAGGGAGUGAAUUACUUCUAGUCUUUUAUUUGGCUUUUCUGUUGUUAGUGUUGUUGGUGUUGCGGUGUUAUUGUAUGUCUUUGGGGAUUUGUACUGUACCACAAUAUUAAUGGCGCUAAGGAAGAUGUAUAUCCUUCUUAAAAUAUUGUACUUGUAUAACAAGUGUAACAUCUUUCUCAUUGCAAAAAAUGAGUAGAGUUUGAGGAAAUUAUCUUUAUAACCUUUUUAGUUUCUAGAUGCAGAUGUCUGUUUAAAAACAUUUUAGAAAAUCCUGUUUUGAAAGGUUUAAAAUCAAAAGUGAAAUAAAAAUGCAAUGUACAUAAACAAACAUCAUGCAAAUAUUAGAUUCAUAUUCUAAUAUUAUAUGCACAUCUACUGUAUGUCUAUCCAUCUAAUUGCCUAUCUGAUUGUAUAUCAGAUAGCAGUCACUAUGAAUUAUGGGAAUGAAAAUUAAUCAGCUCUGUCUCACAGUUGAAAAAAGGAGCACCAUCAGAAUAUACUUCUGAUUUCUCUCUUGUUAUAUAAAGUCAAAGCUAGUAGCCUUAAAGGUGUUCCUUCAAAGAUAUAUAAACAUUAUAUACCCAUUUCACCCUCAGAGUUAUCUAUGCUGCACUGAUGAGCCCCGAUAAGAUGUUUACUUUGACCUUAUAUACACAAACGUGAAAUCAGAAAUGUGUCUAUCUAUACAUAAAUGAGUAUAUCAUCUGUCUCAUCGUUAAUGUUUUGAGGGGUUUUACUGCAGUUUAACAUCAGAAAAAAUAAUAAUAUUUUAUUAAUGAUGCAAUUGCUCAUCUUCUGAGAUAAAUAAUUCCCUUCAGUCUCCACAUGGUUUGUACAAGUACUACUGAUGAUGUGAUCACAGUCUCAGGGAGUUUAAAGUUGAUUACAUAUUGUAUUAUUUUUGUUUUCCUUUUUCAGCUUCACUUGAAUCAAAGUAGUUUGUUCUCAGACCUUUAAAAAACCUACUGAGUACUGUAGACAUUGCUAGUUUUAAUCUAGGUAUUUCACCAAGAUGUAACACAAAACAGUUCUGCUGAUCUUGGAUGGGUUUGAAUUGGCCAGGUUAGUCUCUGUUUGUCUUGUAACCAUGACUAACAUGACAUUGUGAGCACCCAGGUGUUUGCCAUGUUGAUAGUGAGAACUCUACUCCCAUUAUAGCUAUCAGCAUUAGCUCUGUUGCCACUAUAGAACCCGCAGUGCAAAAAUAUUUCUGAUUUUUUAAAAAGUACAGAUUUUGAAGAAAAAUGCAGAGUAUUUAAGUCUCAGAAUCUUCAUCAUUUUUAUUAGUAAAUUUUGAUAGGUGGAUUACUCUGUUUCAAAAUAAACGUAUUCAGUUCCAAAUUUUGAAUAUUCCAUGACAAUAAUCAAUCUUUGAAAGAAUGUUUUUGUUGAUUUUCUGUCAUGUCACAUUUUCAGACUGAUUUACAGUACAAAAGUAUACAGACUCUUCUUGUGGUGUCCAAUUCACUGAGGUUACACCAUGAUGCUUACUGUAUACUUUUGCUGUUACAGUACUUAGAUUUUUUUACUGUAAAAAUGUAUCCUUUUUUCAAUACCCAAAUACUCAAACUAAAGAUUUCUAAGGAUCAGAUAAGUUACAGUAAAUAUCAGCAAACACUAGAGAGAAGAAAACUGAAAUAUGUUGAUUGCAUAUUAAGUAUGCAAUCAACAUAUUCAUACCUGUGAAUCCAAUGUUUAGUUGAAGGGCCUCUGGCUGCAAUUACAGCCACGGCAUUUUGAGUACUACCACCUUUGCACACUGACUUCGUAAAUUUUUACUUGACUGGGCCAAACGAAAGGGUUUUCAUUUUUUUAUUUUUAACCCACUCUAGUGUUGCUUUGGCCUUGUUCUUUAGAUCAUUGUUCUGCUGAAAAGUGAACUUUUAUACCUGUCGUAAGUGUGAAGCAAAUUAAUGUAAUUAUGUGCACCUUAAUAAGUUUAGAAUCGUCAUUGCAAAGAAAUUGAAUGAGUUCAUGAGUUUUCCAUUUUUUUUUCCACAUAUAUUUUCUUCUUUUUUUGUUUUAUUUUUUCCUUUGAAUGUGCGGAGUAGUUUGUGUAUAUAACACAUUAAUAACUUCUUAAACAUAUUAUCACUGCAAGUUUUAAAGCAACAAUAUGUGAAAACUGUGCCAGGGCCUGAAUACUUUUACAAGGCUUUGUAUAUGAAGCUCUUCAAAGGAACUAAGCACAAGAUGUGUAAUGACAUAUUUGACAACUGCGCAGCUAACAAUUAUCUACAUAUAACUGACAGGAAGCCCAAACAAUGUGAAGAAAGGAAGAUUUAGGAGGAAAUACUUAACUUCUAAUCUCAAUUAAAUUAUUUCUGAGACAGAGUAAAACCAUAAUCAACUUUCAAGAUCAUGUCUGUGUUGUUUCUCAAGAAGAAAUAAAUAUACUUAUAACAUGGAUAGUGUCCAACUGAUUCCCAUGGUUUUCCAUGGGUUCAACCUUAGAAACCAUUGUCCAAGGUUUGUGAUUCAAAAAAGUGAAGAAAACUCAGCUGUAAAAAAUUCUCAUUGAGAGCUGGAACUUGUACUAUGUAAUGGAACUAUGUAAUGACAAGAAGUCAGCACUCCUGUAAAAAUGCAUUUAAUUAAAAUUUCCAUUAUAAAAAAAUGGGAAAUGUCAGAGCAGGCAAAAGCAUUGCAGCUCUCAAGGCUUUCUCAGUAUAGUAAAACAGCCUUUUUGAAAAAAAAAAUCUAUAACUAUAUAAAAAACUAUAUUUUGUAGUCCUAAACAUGAAAUUAAUUCUUAAAUUUGUAUUAUACCCAAGUUUCCUCUGGUUUGAAAGACUGUUUCCUUUUCCCUAGAUAGAUUUCAUACGUUAUCCCCAGUCCUGAUAACAUUUUGGUGUUUUAGAUUCUGUAUUGUACAGCUUCUUCAGGAAAGCACCUUUAUGAAUAAAAAACACUUCCAACUA